CAUGGAGUGGGGUUACCUGUUGGAAGUGACCUCUUUGCUGGCCGCCUUGGCGCUGUUGCAGCGCUCGAGCGGUGCGGCGGCUGCCUCGGCCAAGGAGCUGGCUUGCCAAGAGAUCACCGUGCCGCUGUGCAAGGGCAUCGGCUACAACUACACGUACAUGCCCAACCAGUUCAACCACGACACGCAGGACGAGGCGGGCCUUGAGGUGCACCAGUUCUGGCCGCUAGUAGAGAUCCAGUGCUCGCCCGACCUCAAGUUCUUCCUGUGCAGCAUGUACACGCCCAUCUGCCUGGAGGACUACAAGAAGCCCCUGCCUCCUUGCCGCUCGGUCUGCGAGCGCGCCAAGGCCGGCUGCGCACCCCUCAUGCGCCAGUACGGCUUCGCCUGGCCCGAUCGCAUGCGCUGCGACCGGCUGCCGGAGCAGGGCAACCCCGACACGCUGUGCAUGGACUACAACCGCACCGACCUCACCACAGCCGCACCCAAUCCGCCGCGCCGCCUGCCGCCGCCGCCCCCGGGUGAGCAGCCUCCCUCCGGCAGUGGCCACGGCCGCCCGCCCGGGGCCAGGCCCCCGUCCCGCGGCAGGGGCGGUGGCGGCGUGGACGCAGCGGCGCCCCCCACGCGCGGCGGCGGCGGCGGGAAGGCGCGGCCCCCUGGCGGCGGCUCCGCUCCCUGCGAGCCGGGCUGCCAGUGCCGCGCGCCCAUGGUGAGCGUGUCCAGCGAGCGGCACCCCCUCUACAACCGCGUCAAGACCGGCCAGAUUGCCAACUGCGCGCUGCCCUGCCACAACCCCUUCUUCAGCCAGGACGAACGCGCCUUCACCGUCUUCUGGAUCGGCCUGUGGUCUGUGCUGUGCUUCGUGUCCACCUUCGCCACCGUCUCCACCUUCCUCAUCGACAUGGAACGCUUCAAGUAUCCUGAGCGGCCCAUUAUCUUCCUGUCGGCCUGCUACCUCUUCGUGUCCGUCGGCUACCUGGUACGCCUGGUGGCGGGCCACGAGAAGGUGGCGUGCAGCGGCGGCGCGCCCGGAGCGGGCGGUACGGGAGGCGCGGGCGGCGCGGCGGCGGCAGCGGGCGCGGGCGCGGCGGGCGCGGGCGCGGGUGGCCCUGGCGGGCGCGGCGAGUACGAAGAACUGGGCGCUGUGGAGCAGCACGUGCGCUACGAGACCACGGGCCCGGCGCUGUGCACCGUGGUCUUCUUGCUCGUGUACUUCUUCGGCAUGGCCAGCUCCAUCUGGUGGGUGAUCCUGUCGCUCACGUGGUUCCUGGCGGCGGGCAUGAAAUGGGGCAAUGAGGCCAUCGCUGGCUACUCGCAGUACUUCCACCUGGCCGCGUGGCUCGUGCCCAGCGUCAAGUCUAUCGCCGUCCUGGCGCUCAGCUCCGUGGACGGCGACCCGGUGGCCGGCAUCUGCUACGUGGGCAACCAGAGCCUCGACAACCUGCGCGGCUUCGUGCUAGCGCCGCUCGUCAUCUACCUCUUCAUCGGCACCAUGUUCCUGCUGGCCGGCUUCGUGUCGCUCUUCCGCAUCCGCUCAGUCAUCAAGCAGCAGGGCGGCCCCACCAAGACGCACAAACUGGAGAAGCUCAUGAUCCGCCUGGGUCUCUUCACCGUACUCUACACCGUGCCCGCCGCCGUCGUGGUCGCCUGCCUCUUCUAUGAGCAGCACAACCGCCCGCGCUGGGAGGCCACGCACAACUGCCCGUGUCUGCGGGACCUGCAGCCAGACCAAGCGCGCCGGCCCGACUACGCCGUCUUCAUGCUCAAGUACUUCAUGUGCCUCGUGGUGGGCAUCACCUCGGGCGUGUGGGUCUGGUCCGGCAAGACUCUCGAGUCGUGGCGCGCCCUGUGCACCCGCUGCUGCUGGGCCAGCAAGGGUGCUUCGGGGGGCGCAGGCGCUGGGGCCGCCGGGGGGGGUGGGGUGCCGGGAGGUGGUGGGGGCGUGGGGUCCGGUGGGGGCGGGGUCCCGGGCGGUGGGGCGGGAUCCCUCUACAGCGACGUCAGCACCGGCCUGACGUGGCGAUCUGGCACGGCCAGCUCCGUGUCUUAUCCAAAGCAAAUGCCAUUGUCCCAGGUCUGAGCGGAGGGGAGGGGGCACCCGGAAGGAAUGGGGAGGGGGGCGAGGAAACCUAGUGCAGCGAAGGGACAGUCGACGGGCUGAGGUUCCCACCCCUUCACCGUGUUGAUUGCUAUUAGCAUGAUAAUGAACUCUUAAUGGUAUCCAUUAGCUGGGACUUAAAUGACUCGCUUAGAACAAAGUACCUGGCAUUGAAGGCUCCCAGACCCAGCCCCCUUUCCUCCAUUGAUAUGCGUGGAGCUCCUCUCGCCAGGCGUUAAUCUCUGUUGGCAGCGGAGGGUGGACUCUGCUGCUGCGUUUCAGAACGCAAGGUUUGUAGCCCUCGCUGGUUGCCAUUUGCUGAGCUUGAAGCCAGAUCUACAGAUUUCACCUGAGGGACCUGUUUUUCUCCCUCUACUCUCCUACGUAAAUUCUUACUCCUAACAUAUCCUAGAGGAGGGAUCACCGCGACCUAAUGGAAUUGCACGGUUUGGGUAUUCUUAAUGACCAGGCAAAUGCCUUAAAUAAACAAACAAGAAAUGUCUUAAUUAUACACCCCAAAUCAAUACGGGUUUCUUACAUUAGAGGAUGUAUUUAUAUAAUUAUUUGUUAAAUUGUAAAAAUGUGUAAAAUAUGUACAUAUUCAAAGAUAUACAGUCUGUACAUUUUUUUUGUAAAAAGUUUAGAGGCCACCCCUGUAAGAACAAAUAUAAGUAUUCUAUUUUGUCAAUAAAAUGACUUUUGAUAAAUGA
This is a messenger RNA of Neofelis nebulosa (Clouded leopard), 2805 nucleotides long. RefSeq names its product frizzled class receptor 8 (gene FZD8). Gene Ontology annotation, biological process: canonical Wnt signaling pathway; non-canonical Wnt signaling pathway. The record is from RefSeq and is a predicted model, not a curated record. Lineage: Eukaryota; Metazoa; Chordata; Mammalia; Carnivora; Felidae. Gene Ontology annotation, molecular function: Wnt-protein binding; Wnt receptor activity. Bases 2 to 2077 code for a protein of 691 amino acids. Gene Ontology annotation, cellular component: plasma membrane. The transcript has a single exon.